AUGCGUCAUGUGGAUAUCAAGGGCCCUGUUUUCGAGCGAAUAAACCAAGUCGGAGAAGGAACCUAUGGAAAAGUGUACAAGGCGAAAAACAAAAUCACCGGGCAACUGGUAGCACUGAAACGUCUGCGACUCGAGUCUGAACGUGAGGGCUUUCCGAUCACUGCGAGCCGGGAGAUUGGCCUGUUGCAGUCUUUCGACCACCCAAACAUCGUUGGGCUGAGCGAGAUGAUGGUGGAAAAAAAUGCAGUCUACAUGGUUUUCACGUACAUGAACCACGAUUUGGCAGGUAUCCUACAGCAGGCAGAGAUUGUGAUCAGCGAUGGCGAGAAGAAGAAUAUUUUCAAGCAGCUUUUGCGCGGCAUCAACUAUUUGCACACCAAAAAAGUUAUUCACAGAGAUAUAAAGGGCUCCAACAUUUUGCUAGAUGAGAAGGGAGUGCUCAAGAUUACAGACUUUGGGCUUGCACGGCGUAUGAAGAACAUUAAUAGCAACGUCGAAUCGCCAAACUACACUAAUAGAGUCAUCACCUUGUGGUAUCGUCCGCCUGAAAUAUUAUUGGGAUCCACAGAUUAUGGACGGGAGGUGGACAUUUGGGGAAUUGGAUGUUUGCUGAUUGAGCUGUUCACACGACAUGCUAUAUUUCAAGGAACAGAUGAAGUUGAUCAGUUAUGGAAAGUGUACGAUAUCAUGGGAACGAUAACCACUGACGAGUGGCCAGAUUGCGAUAAAUUGCCGUGGUUUGAGAUGCUUAGACCGAACAGCCACAAACCAUCGCUGUUCCGAUCCAAGUUUGGGUCUCUUUUGAGCCCCCAGUGUUUUGACCUGGCUACCAAACUUUUGUCGAAAAACCCGAAAAAUCGAAUCAGCGCGUCUGAAGCUCUAAGACACCCAUAUUUUGUGGAGGAGCCACUAGAACAGAAAUUGCAAUUUUUGAGUAAGAUCGAGGGCGAAUGGCAUGAGUUUGAGGCAAAGAAAAAGCGCAAACUGUUGCGGGAGGCAAAACAAAAAGAGAUGACAAACGUGUCGGGCUAA
Ogataea polymorpha is the source of this 1032-nucleotide messenger RNA. RefSeq lists its product as uncharacterized. Gene Ontology annotation, biological process: positive regulation of transcription elongation by RNA polymerase II; transcription elongation by RNA polymerase II; protein phosphorylation. Bases 1 to 1032 code for a protein of 343 amino acids. NCBI's taxonomy places the organism in Eukaryota, Fungi, Ascomycota, Pichiomycetes, Pichiales, Pichiaceae. Gene Ontology annotation, cellular component: nucleus; cyclin/CDK positive transcription elongation factor complex. The record is from RefSeq and is a predicted model, not a curated record. Gene Ontology annotation, molecular function: cyclin binding; ATP binding; RNA polymerase II CTD heptapeptide repeat kinase activity. The transcript has a single exon.